Molecule: messenger RNA, 8081 nt
Organism: Crotalus tigris (Tiger rattlesnake)
Lineage: Eukaryota; Metazoa; Chordata; Lepidosauria; Squamata; Viperidae
Gene: RFX7
Product: regulatory factor X7
Exons: 5
Coding region: 644-4930 (1428 amino acids)
Biological process (GO): regulation of transcription by RNA polymerase II
Molecular function (GO): DNA-binding transcription factor activity, RNA polymerase II-specific; RNA polymerase II cis-regulatory region sequence-specific DNA binding
Source: RefSeq, a predicted model, not a curated record
CCUGUCCGUUGCCAGGGAAAGCGCCUACAAGGGGCUGGCUGGCUGCUUUCCCCCCUCCCUCUGCAGCAGCCUCUGGGCUUGGUGCCCUUCAACUCUGCCUACUUGGCUGCUCCUCCCCUCCCCGGCUCUCAAAGGUGCUAUGCUGUUGAAUGGGACACGAGGGCUGAAUCUCUGCUCAUCUGCCCUAAAGCCUCUCCCUCCUACCUUCGCCUCCCAAAGGGGGUUCCCCCCCAAAUUGAGAUGGCAGCUCUUCAGCUCAGGAGGGGAGUAGCUGCCCCACUGACCGGGGGGGAAGUCCUGGAAUCUCGGGACCCAGGGGGGAUGGAGAAGUCAGUCUGCCCACUGCUGGGCUCACCUUUCAGGUCUUGGCAUGGCAGGCAGGGCCUGAGCGUGCCAUCUGCCAAGAGCAGCCGUUCCCACCAGCCGUGCUGAGAUGCUGAAAUGCCAGCGCUCUCCGUUAGCAUGGUUAGCCUGCUCUCUGAUGCUGGGGCUUCGCUAUACUGUGGGCCCAAGUUGGGCAGCUAGGCUCCUUGGGGAAGAACUGGGGGUGUCUGAGUGUUGAGAUGGGUUUUGUGGUGCCAGUUCCCUUCCCUUGCCCAGAGAUCAUUUCAGCUCUGCCCAUUAACUACAGCACAGAGGGCUGAUGGGAGGCUCCUUGGGGCUGCCUUUCCACCUUUCCGUCUUUCCUCCUCGUCCUCCUGAGGUUUCUGGGUUCUCUCUGCUGGAAAGAUGGGAGGGAGUGGCAGGACAAAGAAUUCGAUUCUUUCUGACCCCAGGAGUUUCUGCAAUGGCAGGGACUGCAGGGGAGGAGAGCUGGCCACGUGGCCAGCUGGACGCAGCAGGUCUCUCCCUUCUUGUGGGCAACUGGGAGGUUGCUGGGAGGGCCAGGCUGCCCUUCUCCCCGUGGAGCCUCCAGAUGUUCCAGCCUCUUGGCCUGCGGGCUCUUGGACCCUCUUCUCCAACCCCUGGCCAAGCUGGGCAUCGGGCCCUGCGUCUUCCGGGGUCUCUCCUGCGACCCUCCUUUUGUUUCAGGAGCUACUGUGACAAUCUUGGCUACCACCCGCUCAGUGCCGCAGACUUUGGGAAAAUCAUGAAGAACGUGUUUCCCAACAUGAAAGCCCGGCGCCUGGGCACACGAGGCAAAUCUAAAUAUUGCUAUAGUGGACUUCGGAAGAAAGCUCUCGUGCAGAUGCCAUCCCUCCCCAAUCUGGACUUCCCUAAAACUGGAGACGGGCUGGAUGGGGCAGAGCCUGCUGGGCGCCUGCAGAGUGCCGAUGAGGAGAUCGUGUCUGCCGCCUGCCAGCUGGUCUGCGAGUGGGCCCAGAAAGUGCUCAGCCAGCCCUUUGAUUCUGUCCUGGACUUGGCCCGCUUCCUGGUGAAAAGCCACUACACGGGCACCAAAUCCAUGGCAGCAUUGGCAGUGAUGGCAGGCGCCCCUGCAGGACUCAAGGGGAUCCCCCAGCCGUCGGCUUUUGUCCCGACGGCAGAGAGCAACUCUUUCCAGCCCCAGGUGAAGACGCUGCCUUCACCGGUGGAUGCCAAGCAGCAGUUGCAGCGCAAGAUCCAGAAGAAGCAGCAGGAGCAGAAACUGCACUCCCCUCUGCCAGGCGAGUCCCCUGCCAAGAAGGCCGAGGGCACAGCGAGCAACGGGGUUGCCAGCCUUACGAACGGCAGCCCAGCCAUCCUGUCCCCUCAGUCCAUUGGCAUUGUGGUGGCUGCUGUGCCAAGUCCUAUCACGGUGCCAAGGACCCGACAAUUGGUAACGUCACCUAGCCCGAUGGGCUCAACUGAUGGCAAAGUCCUUCCACUCAAUGUCCAGGUGGUUACUCAGCCCAUGCAGUCUGUCAAGCAGUCACCAAAGACUCCCCAGAAUGUGCCGGCCAGUCCUGUGGGAGAUCGCUCUGCUCGCCACCGCUAUGCCCAGAUCCUGCCAAAGCCAGCCAACACCAACGCGCUCACCAUUCGUUCCCCAACCACAGUGCUCUUCACAAGCAGCCCAAUCAAGACAGUGGUUCCUGCUCAGCACAUGAACGUGGUCAAAAUGACCGCAAUCUCACUCGCCCCAAGUGGCGCCAGUGGCACGCCCGUCAAGCACACAGCCCCUGCCAUUGGCUCGGGAACCACAGAAGAGCCAAGGAAUUUCCCUCAGAUCAAGAAUGGAUCUGUGGUUUCACUCCAGUCCCCAGGAACCAAAGCGAGUAGCGGGGGCCUAGUUUCUGCUUCGUCUUCGGUCGAGGUCAAACUGGAGCCAGAACUGGUGCUGGAUGAGAGCUUGCGACAGAACCAGGACAAUGCGAGCCCUGCUCAAGCGGUCAGAGUCACCCUGCUAACACCAGUGGAUCAGUUGAGGACUGUGGAAACUGAAGCCUGGAAAGGCCGGGCUGAGGAGCGUCUUGGAGCAGCAAGCUGUGACCCCCAGGGGGGAGAUUCGGAGACAAAAUCUCUUUCCCAGGCGCAGGGAUCCCCCCCGGGCCCUUUGGAGGCAGCUCAGCAUGUCUCCAGCGCUGGCAUCACCCCCUCACCUCCUGCAGGCGACCAAGGAUGCCCAAAAGGCCUGCGGAAGAGGCUGCCUUCUGCCUUUGUGGAUGCUCAAGGCCCCCCCAUCAAGAAACUUUCUGUGGGACAGGCAUCUGCACAAGCCCCCAAGACCAGCAAUGCGCAGAAGGCCCAGCAGAUGGGCGGCCUGCCUCUCACUAAAAGUGACAGUCCGGCUACCCUUCUUCAGGGUCCCGGCCAGGCGGCCCUCCAAGUCCAGUCUGCAGCCUCAGGGAUCAGCCUGGAGGCCUCCUGCCCCGUGGAUGCUGACCUCAUCAUUGCCCCCAGCGACUCCCUGCUGGAGCGAUCACCAGCAGCCUCCUCAGCAGGCGUGGAGAUGAAGUUGGAAGGAGACGUCUUUGUCCUAGGAAACAGCUCUAAGUCUGAGGGCAGCCUGAACCCCAACCUGUGGCAGCAGCUGGCCAAGGGCUCCUCCUUCGUCCAGGAAGCCUGCAAGCCCCCGAUCAGUGUUAUGACGCUUGCUGCACCCACUGACUCUGAAGAUCUGCCCAAGUCUGCCUGGGAGCCGGUGCACUUAGAAGGGUUUCAGCAAGCCAGUGCAGCCUUUGGGCAGCCAUUGCCAGAUCAGGGCCAGCCGCCCUCUCUCGAUCAGCCCUUGCCUGGCCAGAGUUCCGGCCAGCUGCCAUUGCAGCAGGAGCUGAAGGACUUUGAGGAUGCCACCUCCCAGUCCCACGAGAACUUCUUCUCCUUCGAUGACGACCUGACCCAGGACAGCAUUGUGGAGGAGCUGGUGCUGAUGGAGGAGCAGAUGUCCCUGAGCACCUCCCAUCUCUACAGCGCCUCCCUGGGGAUGGCUCUCCAGAACCAGGGGGCGACUCAAGGGGCACCCUUGGCCCCUCACUCGAGCAGUGCCCACUUCUAUCACCCAAUCCACAGCAACAGCACUCCUGUCCAUACACCCACGCCCACCCCGACCCCCACCUCUGAAAUCAUGGCAGGAUCGCAAGGUGUGUCGCGGGAGAGUCCGUGCUCCAGGAUGGCCCAGACCACACCUGUAGACAGCGCCCUGGGAAGCAGCCGGCACACACCUGUUGGCACCCCACACUCCAACUGUAGCAGCAGUGUGCCCCCAAGCCCCGUGGAGUGUAGAAACCCCUUUGCCUUCACCCCUAUUAGCUCCAGCAUGGCCUACCACGAUGCCAGUGUGGUUUCCAGCAGUCCUGUGAAGCCCAUGCAGCGGCCCAUGGCCACUCACCCCGAUAAAACCAAGCUGGAAUGGAUGAAUGCCGGCUAUGGCAGCUUGGGGAGCUCCUCUGUCACCAGCCAUGGGAUUCUGCCUGGCUACCAGGAGUCGGUCGAAGACCGCUUCAGGAAACCCCAUGCCUUUGCUAUCCCUGGCCAGUCCUACCAGUCUCAGUCACGGCACCAUGAUCCCCAUUUUGGGCGAGUGACCCCCGUCUCCCCUGUCGGCAACAAGCAGGAAGGUUUUGCCGUCCCUGCUCCUCUCGAAAGCAAAGGGGCUGGCUCCUCUCACGGCAGCCAUUUCAGAUGCCGGAGCGUCAGUCCCGCCGUGCACCGCCAGCGGAAUCUCAGCGGAAGCACCGUCUGCCCUGUCACUGCUGUGCUUCGCUCUGGAACGACCACGGGCUCUUUCGGGAGUCCGGUCGCCCCAGAAGUUCACGCCUCCUUGGUGAACGUCCAUGCAGACCCAAGUGCCAGCAACCUCGCCCAGCGCAGCCAGUCGGUGCCCCUGACGGUGAUGAUGGAGACGGCCUUUCCGCAGCCUCAGAAGCAGCCAAGCUCCAAGAAGAUCACCAACGUCUUGCUUAGCAAGCUGGACUCGGAGAACGAUGAUGCCGUGCGUGGCCUGGGCAUCAACAACCUGCCCUCUAAUUACACCGCCAGGAUGAACCUGACCCAGAUUUUAGAGACUUCUGCUGCCUUUCCAAGUGCCAAUGCCCAGAACAUGACCCCAUGCAGCCCAUCUGUUUUUGAAUUCCAAACACCAGGUUACCUCGCUAAAAACAGCAGCCCCGAUCCGGCAGACUUUGCUUCUGGGGACAAGGCAGUCCAGUCGGAAGCUGGGGAGCAGCAGCUGGAUUUCAGCGGCAGCGUGAAGGAGCUUUUGGAGGAGAGCAGCCUGCAGGGCGACCAGGGCCCCCCCGACUUGAGCAACGUGGCCUCAGUUUUCUCCAGCGACAUGAGGCUGACCUCAGAGCUCUCGGGGAGCAUGACCGACCUGAAUGCGCUGGACACCAAUCUGCUCUUUGAUCCGGCCCACCCGCAGGGCCAAGAUGAUGAGGCAACCCUGGAAGAGUUAAAGAACGACCCCCUGUUCCAGCAGAUCUGCAACGAGUCCAUCAGCUCCAUGGCUUCUGCAGGUUUUGAUUGGAUGGAGAGUAAGGACCAUCCUGCUGUGGAAAUGUUGGGUUAAGGGGUGCGUGUGUGUGUGCGUGCGUGCGUGCACGUGUGUGUAUGUAUACACACAUACAUAUUUGUGAGUGUGUGUGUGUGUAUAUAUAUAUAUAUAUAUGUAUAUAUGUGUGUAUAUAUACGUGUGUGUGUAAAUAUACACACACCCGUGUGUGUAUGUGUGUAUAAAAUCUAUGUAGCACACUGUAUUUAAGAAAAUCUAAAGACAAGACAUACUGUAUUUGUCUUAAUGGAAGUGCCUCCUGCAGCAGAAACAAUUUGUGAAUUUUUUUUUUUUAAAAAAAUUGCUCUCCCAGCUGCUUUAUUCUUCAGCAGGGUGUAUACAAUCUUAACCAAUUUUUAAGGCAUUUCUGAAGAAUGCAACCUGCUCCAGAACCAGUAUUUGGUUUUAAAAUUUUGCUUAUUGCAAAACAUUGCUUGCUGCCUCUGGAGCAUAAAGAGCAUUUGUGGGAGGUUGGAAGGGAGCGUUCCCCACCCAGUCUCCCCUCCAUCUGCUCUGCAGGCCUUCCAUUGGCAUUAGGGUUCCAGAGAGGCAGCGCUAAAAUUGAGAGGGUGCAUGGAUGGGUUGCACGAUGCAUCUGAUCGGGGAGUGCUUCUGCACUCUGGGUAUAAAGAGCCUGUGCAUUUGCUGGCAUGUCGGAGAGCGCAAACUUCCUGAUCUCAAACAUCAUAUGCUCGCAGAGUGGGAAAGGCAGCAGGCGCCAGCGUUCCUAGGUCACUCGAUCUGGAGAUGGUCUCCAGCUGGCCUUUCCCAAACGACGACGGUGGACUUAGCACCCCCUCCAUGGGAGGGCCCUGGCGGGUGCCUCAUUGAUCAGUUGCUGGGGAAAGCCAGUGUUAGACAGGGAGCAGGGAAAUCAGCACAACUUGUCAGUUGGAUGUUAACUCCUUAUCAAGGGCUAAUUUGUGGGCCAGAGCAGGAGAGGCUUCCAGGAAAGGAGAAGCAGCCCGAACCUUUUAUCCCAAAUGGAAAACUUACUCUGCCACGAGUUGCUUCAUAAGCUCUUAUUAAGAAAACACCAGAGUGUUUUAAAAGCAAACAGUUUAACGCUGCUUUUAAUGUCCUUGAGUAGGGAGGUAGUUACAAAUCCUGCUAUUAAUAAAUCUGUUCCUUCCAUGGCAACUCUACCUUAAAAUGUUUGUCAGGAUGUAUAGUUCUUUUUCUCCACAAAAAAACUAGAAUGCAAGAAUAACAGUGAUUCAGGUUUCCCUAACUCACAGGCUUUUGUAAAAAAAAAAAGAAAGAAACUUUUUUCUGCAGAAACUAAUUAGAGUCUCUGGAUUGAUUCACCUGGCCAGAUCUUUCUUUCUGAAGUCAUGCAGAGUUGGAGGGAUCUUGUUAACACCGGAGGGUGAAUUUCCGAGGCCUUCUGUGGUAGCAACCCUGGGAAGCCUGCUGUGGCUGAGCCCGUCCUUGGAAGUGCUCAGCGCCCUCAGGGGUCCCAGGGGCUGACACUUUGAUGCCAGCAGAUGAGCGGCUGUCCUGUGGGCACUGCUCUUGCAUGGCUUCCCUGUCUUGCCAGCUCUGAGCCUCUUUUAACAGCCCAGCUCCAGGGAAGGUGGGAUGGUUCUGCCUCUCGGGAGAGAGGGUGCCCCGAGGCAGCUGACUGGGCAGCUGAGCCAGCCCCUUGCGGUUCAAGGGGCGCCAAUCCCUUCUGUGCUAUUAUGAGGCCUUAUGAGGAAGUGCCCAGGAGGCAGUGCCCUUGCCUUAUGUGAGGGCAGCAGUGGGAGGAGGGAGGGGGCUGGAGUCUAGCCUCUUUUGCUUCCCCUUGGAGACCCAGGAGCCACCACUACUCACCCGAUCCCUGGCUUAAGAGAAGGUCUGUCUCAGCUAGCUUGUUCAGGUUUUAUUCCCACAUAAAGGCAGCCAUGAGAAUCUGCUCUUGUUCAAGCACAUAAACGUUGCUGGGGCAACUUGUUUCUGUGUGGACCUCAGCCAGGGAGGAAGCCUCAGCUUUUUCCAGGAUGGCCCAGGCACGGUGACCCACACUGCUGGGCAUAUUGUUCUUGUAGAGUUACACACACACACACACACACACACACACACACACACACACACACUCAAGUAGUAUUUGUGGGGCUGUUCUAUGGGAUACAUAGAGGUGGAGUCGCUGGGGUGCUGGGCGUAAGCAGUGGGCUUCCCGUGCUCAAAUUCAGGCACCUUUGCAGAGCCCAAGCUCGCCCUCAGUGAGAGAAACAAACACUUCAGUUUCCUUUCCAGCAUAGGAGCCAAGUAUAGCUGGCAUUUGGCUCCUUUUCCCGGCAGGGCUUUGAAGCACACUGGCAGGGAAGCUGCUGGGCCCAAGUUUGAGUUUCAGGGUGAAGCCCCCCCCCAUCCUAGCACCGUCCUCCAAAUGGUGCUAGAGACAGCCAGGGCUCAGGGGUCAUCCACUCACUCUCCUUGGUUGCCUUUCCUGGUGAGCUAAGCACUGCUGGAACCAGGUCUCCGUGUUGUCCUUCCUUGUGGCCCAGCCAGCAGCCCCCUUCCCUGGGAUCAGGGCAGCCAAGGCGAGCCAGUGUUUGAGGAUAUUUUGGGCUGUUCCUCUACCAGGAAAGGCAGGGUGUCCCCGAAGGAAAGGUUGCUUGUCUUAUGUAGCAAAAUUAUCUCAGUGAGAUACAUCUCUUAUUCUCUUACCUGAGAAUUUUACAGCAGGAAAAGUCUGUGUUUGCCUCAUCUCUUGGUGCAUCCUCACCCACGUGCAUGCAGUGUUCUCUCGGCUUGCCUCGUUUGUGCUAGUUAGACUCCUGUCAGUCACCACCCACCAUCGCUCCCUCCCCUGCACUGGAUCGGGGCCAGUUCUGCGCAACCAGGCUGGCGCGGGGAAUUGCCCUCUCGCUUCACAAUCCUGCCAGGCUCAAAGGUUAUCCUCAGCCAGAUGCUGCUUCUUCCCCAAGUGGGCGAAAGCAGCCGUGUGCCCAGCCGUGCCGUGUGCCCAAUGUCUGGGUGAAGAAGCCACUCCUGGUACGCCUGGACCCUCCAUGAACUCCCCUCCCCCAGUCAUCCAGCUUUUGAGGAGUGUUUUGUUGUCUGUUGGACCGCUAAAGGACAGUGGAUAGGUCUUGCCGCGUAGCAUUUCAGUUCAUUUUUUUAUUGGAAGUGCUCAACAUUUGUUUUUUAAUGUUUUCAGGAACAAUAAAACAUUUUCUAUGAA